This is a messenger RNA of Orbicella faveolata, 2895 nucleotides long. RefSeq names its product serine palmitoyltransferase 1-like. The record is from RefSeq and is a predicted model, not a curated record. Gene Ontology annotation, cellular component: endoplasmic reticulum. NCBI's taxonomy places the organism in Eukaryota, Metazoa, Cnidaria, Anthozoa, Scleractinia, Merulinidae. Gene Ontology annotation, molecular function: pyridoxal phosphate binding; serine C-palmitoyltransferase activity. Gene Ontology annotation, biological process: ceramide biosynthetic process; sphingosine biosynthetic process.
UCUGGGCGUCUCCAAAAUAGAACCAAAAUGGCGCGGGUUGAGCAACAAUGUGCGACGGAUGGUUCCACGAGUACACCCUAUUUGCAGCUGUCUUACUUCACGAUUUAUCUCACACAGGGAAUAGAGAUCCUAGAAUAUUAUACGAAGGUGCCCUUCUAUCAUGUUCUGUUUGAGGCUGUCUUGGUUCUUUGGAUAAUAAGGCUGAUUACCAGCAAGACGUUCAGAUUCAGAGAACAGAAGAUAGAACUAACAGAGAAGGAAGAGGAAGAAUUAAUUGAGGAAUGGCAACCAGAACCAUUGGUUCCAGCGACGCCAACAUACGAUCUAGAUGCCAUUACUCCAAAUGUGGUACAAGGGAAACCAGGACAUACAUUGAACAUAGAUGACAAAGAGUGUCUGAAUUUUGCAACAUUCAACUUUCUUGGUUUUGUCGGAAAUGAGAAAAUAGAGGAUGCAGCCAUCAAAAGCCUUCAUCGUUAUGGUGUAGGUUCAUGUGGGCCCCGUGGUUUUUAUGGUACAAUUGAUGUUCAUUUAGAGUUAGAAGAGAGACUGGCUAAAUUCAUGAGGACUGAAGAGGCUAUUCUUUAUUCUUAUGGGUUUUCUACAAUAGCAAGUGUAAUUCCUGCUUAUUCCAAGAGAGGGGAUGUCAUUUUUUGUGAUAAGGGAGUUUCUUUUGCGAUUCAAAAAGGACUUGUUGCUUCAAGAAGUCGUAUAAUGUGGUUUGAACACAAUGACAUGGAUGACCUGGAAAGGCUUUUGCAUGAACAAAAAGAGAAAGAUGAAAAGAAUCCCAAGAAAGCUAGUGUGACUAGAAGAUUUUUAGUUUUAGAAGGAAUUUAUGUUAAUUAUGGUGACAUUGCACCACUUCCAAAAAUAAUUGAACUGAAGUACAAUUACAAAGUUCGACUCAUCAUUGAUGAAAGUGCAUCAUUUGGAGUUCUCGGACAAACUGGAAGAGGAAUAACAGAACACUUUGACAUCCCAAUAAAGGAAGUCGACGUGAUAUCUGUUUCCAUGGAGAACUCCUUAGCAACUAUUGGUGGAUUCUGUUGUGGGACAUCAUUUGUUGUUGACCACCAGAGACUCUCCGGUGCAGGGUACUGUUUUUCAGCAUCACUGCCUCCCAUGUUAGCUUCAGCAGCAAUUGAAGGAUUAAAUAUCAUUGAACAGAAACCAGAAAUGUUUGAGGAACUGAAAGAGAAGACAAAACUGUUAUAUGCAGAACUUGAAGGACUCAAAGGACUUUUGUGCGAAGGAUCAGAGGAUUCUCCAAUUCUACACUUAAGGCUUCUUGAACCUUAUGAAACAUUUGAGGAGGAUGAAGAGAAAUUAAAGCAAGUUGUUGCCAAUGCUUUGGGGAAUGGUGUUGCCCUUACAGUUGCAAGAUAUCUCAAACAUGAGGAAAAGUUUCUACCACCCCCAAGCAUCAGAGUGACACUGAAUGUUCAACUGACAGGGGAAGAAAUCAAACGUGGAGCACAAGUCAUCAAGCAAGCAGCAGAGAGCGUAUUUGGCUAAUAACACAACAAGGGCAAAAAAACUUGAUGUCUGUCACAUCAGCACAGUUGUUAUCGUGAAUUAAGGUGUACUCAGCUGUACAGCUCGAUCGAUAUCUAAAUUCUCAACAAUACAUCAAAUUAUGUUUAAUCAUAAAAACUUUUCUGAGAAUGGACCUCUUUACGGUUAAUUUCUCUUGUUUUUAAUGUGGAGGAGUAAACACUUUAGGUAGAAACUACAAAAUUGCCCAAAAAUGCCUCAAAUUCACAUGCGAUUAUCUUAUGAUAUAAAAUAAGAAAAAAUAAUCUAGGAAAAGGGAUGUUUAGGAAAUUUUCAGUCAAAAAAGGGUACAUUUCAUAUCUUGCUAUUUAAACAACUAAUGCUGCACGAGAUGUGUAGAAACCAGAAAAUAUAAGACGUUUGAAAGCAAUACAAGUUGCUCUUUAUACUGCAGCUUUUAAUGCUAUUAUUAAUAGAAUGUUGUGGUGCUGAGAUUGGAGUUUUGCUCUACUGUAUAGUAUUCUAUGAUUUUUUUUAACUCAGUUGCCCUUGUCAUAGACCUCUUCAUUAUCAGAUAGUUUGAUAAAAUAUUUAUCAAUACUAUUCAGAGAAAAAAAAGUCAGUGGUCACCAUAGUGGCAGUCACUGUUUGAAUUGCUGGGAGUGUAUUUUUAUUACUAUGUUAAGCAAACCUUUUGUUCACCAUAUUUGUGAGUGUUGGUCAUUGGGGAAACAGUGACUUGGAGCCUUGUAUAAUUUUCUAUUUUAAUCUAAAUGGUGUAUAGGGUGGCCGUGAAUAUAACUGUCUUCUUACUCUCAGCCAGAAAUAGAAGCGAUGCGAUGCCCGGCAGAGGCGAAUCUAGGGGGAGGGUGCGAGGGGUGCACACCCCCCUGAGAUGAAGCCUUCUUUUUCUAUUCGCUUUCAAAAUUUGUUUACCUCACCAGUCUUUUACGCCAUUCCUUAGUGAUGCACCCCCUCCUAAGAAAAAUCCUGGAUCCUCCCCUGCCCGAGGUAGGUUGUCCUUACGGGCUUAGAGUUUCCAUCAGUUAAUUAAUGAAUUUACCGAAGAAUCUUUGCAUGUUAAUAUCUCAGUUUAUUCUUAUUUUUUUGAAGCACUUAAAAGUUCUUCAUCGUCAUCAAUAUGUGUGGUGUGAUCACGAUUUAGUGACAGUCGUAGGUGGUUGAUUACUGACAAGUAUAAAUGUUACAUGUUCAUCAUCUGUACCGAAUGCCGGUCGUUUCGCCAACGUGUCACUUCGCCAACGACCAGAUCGCCAACGUAUGAAGUCGUUUCGCCAGCGUCUAAUGUCAGUUCGCCAACGCUUAUAUUUCAGUUCGCUAACGUCCAAAUAACGUGUUUGGUUGAAAAUAAUUGUCAAAUAGAUAACUUGCAAUUCA